This is a messenger RNA of Podarcis raffonei (Aeolian wall lizard), 5182 nucleotides long. RefSeq names its product p21 (RAC1) activated kinase 3 (gene PAK3). Gene Ontology annotation, biological process: intracellular signal transduction; protein phosphorylation; regulation of actin cytoskeleton organization. Gene Ontology annotation, molecular function: ATP binding; protein serine/threonine kinase activity. Lineage: Eukaryota; Metazoa; Chordata; Lepidosauria; Squamata; Lacertidae. The record is from RefSeq and is a predicted model, not a curated record. Gene Ontology annotation, cellular component: cytoplasm. The transcript has 17 exons. Bases 293 to 2086 code for a protein of 597 amino acids.
UGCUAGGGAACAGCACUGAGGCAGUGAAGCAUCCAAGCUACUAAUGUUAGGAUUGGAGGUCAGAAGCUGCUCUAUGGGGAGAAAGGGAAGCCUUUUAAUGGACUAAGCCAGGAGUGUGCCUUGCUUUCCCUCCUCACCCACUCCCCAUUCUUUCUUUUUUUCCUGCAAAGGGUAUUGCUUUCGAUGACAAUACCAGACCCUAAGAGGCCGACAGUCUGGAUACAGCAUGACAGGGCAGACUGCAGAACCUCUUUCUUCCUGUCUUACCAGGAGGUUGUGAGGGCUGCUGAAGAUGUCAAAUAGUCUGGAUGCUGAAGAGAAACCUCCAGCCCCUCCACUGAGAAUGAACAGCAACAACCGCGAUUCUUCAGCAGUGAACCACGGCUCCAAACCUCUCCCCAUGGCUCCAGAAGAGAAGAACAAGAAAGCUCGGCUCCGUUCCAUCUUUCCAGGAGGGGACAAAACCAAUAAGAAGAAGGAGAAAGAACGUCCUGAAAUCUCUCUCCCUUCAGACUUCGAGCACACGAUCCAUGUGGGGUUUGAUGCAGUCACUGGGGAAUUCACACCAGAUCUCUAUGGCUCACAGAUGUGCACAGGGAAGUUUCCAGAGGGGAUUCCGGAGCAGUGGGCUAGGCUGCUGCAGACCUCCAAUAUAACAAAACUGGAACAGAAGAAGAACCCUCAAGCUGUUCUGGAUGUCCUCAAAUUCUAUGAUUCCAAAGAGACAGUAAACAACCAGAAAUAUAUGAGCUUUACAUCCGGAGAUAAAAGUGCCCAUGGAUAUAUCGCAGCCCAUCCUUCGAGCACAAAGACUGCAUCAGAACCUCCACUGGCUCCCCCAGUUUCCGAAGAGGAGGAUGAGGAAGAUGAUGAUGAUGAUGAUGACAAUGAGCCACCACCUGUUAUUGCCCCACGACCAGAGCAUACAAAAUCAAUUUACACACGUUCUGUCAUUGAACCUGUUGCGGCUCCAGCCCCAGUGAAGGAACCUACAACCCCUCAGCCUGAGAAUUCCAACUCAAACACCUUGUAUAGAAAUACAGAUCGGCAGCGGAAAAAAUCCAAGAUGACUGAUGAGGAGAUCCUAGAGAAAUUAAAAUUUCAUAGAAGUGUAGAGUUGGAAGGGACCCCGAGGGUCAACUUCAGGCCCCAGAAGCGCAGUUUGCAUGAAGACACCAAACCCAAGUUGAUUCAUCUGAUUCAACAGUUGAAAACGGGAAGCAUUGUAAGUGUUGGAGACCCGAAAAAGAAAUAUACAAGGUUUGAAAAAAUUGGCCAGGGAGCUUCAGGUACAGUUUAUACAGCGAUAGACGUUGCCACAGGGCAGGAGGUGGCUAUAAAGCAAAUGAAUCUCCAGCAGCAACCCAAAAAGGAAUUAAUAAUCAAUGAGAUCCUGGUCAUGAGGGAAAAUAAGAAUUCCAACAUAGUUAACUACUUAGAUAGUUACCUUGUUGGUGAUGAACUUUGGGUGGUAAUGGAGUACUUGGCUGGUGGCUCUUUGACUGACGUUGUUACAGAAACCUGCAUGGAUGAAGGGCAGAUAGCUGCUGUCUGUAGAGAGUGCCUGCAAGCUCUGGAUUUCUUGCAUUCAAACCAAGUGAUCCAUAGAGACAUCAAGAGUGACAACAUUCUUCUUGGGAUGGAUGGAUCUGUCAAACUCACUGACUUCGGCUUCUGUGCUCAGAUCACUCCCGAGCAGAGUAAACGGAGCACAAUGGUGGGAACCCCCUACUGGAUGGCUCCUGAAGUGGUGACAAGAAAGGCAUAUGGGCCCAAAGUGGACAUCUGGUCUUUAGGGAUCAUGGCCAUAGAAAUGGUGGAAGGAGAACCUCCAUAUCUCAAUGAAAAUCCUCUCAGGGCCUUGUAUUUGAUAGCUACAAAUGGGACUCCAGAACUCCAGAAUCCUGAGAGACUCUCUGCUGUUUUCCGAGACUUUCUGAACCGCUGCCUGGAGAUGGAUGUUGACAGGCGAGGGUCUGCGAAAGAGCUCUUGCAGCACCCGUUUUUAAAACUGGCCAAGCCGCUCUCCAGCCUGACUCCCUUGAUCAUCGCAGCCAAGGAGGCCAUAAAGAACAGUAGUCGCUAGAGCGCUGAGCCGCGUGUGCCCAAUUCCUCUACGGCAGGACUGGACAAAUACUAAGUAGAGCCUCAGACUCUUCUGCCGGAGGAUGGGCAGGCAGAAACCGACACUCUCACAGUCCAUUGGGGGAGGGAGGGAGGCAGCAGCCUUCUGCCCCUUCCCCUGGAAAAGAAACCUAUCACGUACCUUUUCCCCACUCUACAAUUCCCCAAUUUAUUUCUGAAUGGGAGCCUGAUUGAGAGGGACAGGACUGGAAGCCUCUGUGCUCUUUUGGCCGUUUCCAGAGCACCGAUGGCACAGCCCAACCAGCACUCAACCAGGCAGAAGUGAUAGGCCCAAACAUCCUGCCCUCCCCGUUUUUUAUUUUUGUUUUUUGUUUUUGUGGGGCAAGGGGGGCUGAAUUUGUGGCCUCUUUCACCCUGGUUGUUGGGAGAGACCCAAACUGUUUGCAAACCACUGGUCUGUUUGCUUGUCAUGAGAUGAGGAGGAUCAUGAAGGAGCUUGCUUUAUUUAACCAAAAGAAAAAGAAAGAAUCAUAGAACCAUAUAAAUAUAAGGGGCCCUGAGGGUCAAGAAAGAAAGAAAGAAAAAUUAAUACUAAAUCAAGAAGCAGGUCAGUCUCAGCAUCCUCUCUGAGAGUUUAUGCUUCGAAAUACAGAAUACAGAUAGCGAUUGCAUUCCUGGACAGCCUGGCGAGGGUGUCAUGAAUAUUGGUGCUUUUGUGUUGGUGAGUUUUCCCUUCCCAAAGCAAAACAGACAAAUAGAAGCAUAUAAACCACAUUUAUGUAACACUGCUGUUGUGAGUAUGUGGCAGUGGGACCAUUCCUGCCUGGUGUCCAUUCGCUUCUCCAUAAUGCUGAGCAGCUCCUCUCCGAAGGACUGAAACAGAAGGCCACCUUUCUGCUUCUUAUUCCAUAGCUGCUCCAUAGAUUGGUGGAACUGGACUCGCUGUCCCCAGUUUAAGAUAACACCCCAGUGCUAACCACACACACAAACUUGGGAGAAAUUCCCUUUGAUUUCAGGACAGCAACAAGGCAGGCCAUCACCUCCAUCCAUGAUGGUGCUGCCUUGAAGGACAGAAUCUCAUACAAUGUUAGUGUAAUUGAAUCUAGGAGGAAGAUGGGGAAUCUGUGGGCCUCCAGAUGUUGUCGGACUACAACUCCCACCAUCCAUGACCAGCAGUCAUGUUCAUCACAAUGGACAUGAGGCUGCUGAGAGCAAGUGUGGUGUAGUGGAUAAGAGCGGUAGACUCGUAAUCUGGUGAACCAGGUUCAAUUCCCUGCUCCUCCACAUGCAGCUGCUGGGUGAACUUGGGCUAGUCACACUUCUUUUAAGUCUCUCAGCCCCACGCACCUCAUAGAGUGUUUGUUGUGAGGGAGGAAGGGAAAGGAGAAUGUUAGCCGCUUUGAGACUCCUUCAGGUAGUGAUAAAGUGGGAUAUCAAAUCCAAACUCUUUUUCCUCUUCUCUUCUUUUGAUGGGAGUGGGAGCUCAACUCAACUCAACUCAACUGCAGGUUCCCUGUCUCUAGUCUAAGGGAAAUCCAUUCUCAUUAUGAUGCUGUUAAUGGAAUUUGUCAUUUCCCCUAGAAAACUGAAAGCCACCAGACUGCAUAUCUAGCAAUCCCAUUGAAUAGGCUUUGUAAAGGGGCUAAUAAUAAUGAAGAAUUCCACAAGACUGUUGUGUCUACUGUAAGGUUCGGCCUUCUUGAACAUUACCGCCCAUGCAGAAUGGGAAAUGUGACUGAAAAUAAGUAGUUAAGAGAACAGGAACUGCAGCAGUGUACAGCUUGGUGGGAAGAUUUCUUUCUUUUCUCUUCCCACAAGCCUGUUGUGAUCUGUGACCUGAAUUGCAGAAGAUUGAAUCUUGAACAUCUAGACUCCCUGCAGUCUAGCUUUGACUGUGAAUAUUUGUUAAAGCAGCAUAUUAGCUUUUGUUUAAACAAUUAGUUUUUCUGUUUCCUCCAACCUGAGUUGGGCAGAUCUAGUUAUCUUUUCUCAAAAAGAAAGAAAGAAAAAAAGGUUGGUUUGGAAUCCUUAUUUCUAGAGUUGCCAGAUAUUUUACUGCCUUUCCUCCCCACCCCUGCAUUUCUGAGAGCAGCUCAAUCUGCUGAAAUUAGCAAUGGAUAAUCAUACUUGUCUCUGUGCUCUGAGAAGCCUCGCCUCCUGAUUCCUGUGCAUCAAGCUGCUCUUAAAAGUACAGGAAUUGCCCAGGCUGUGGAUAGUCUUACUUGUUGCCAGAAGUGACUUGCUGGGGGGGGGGGGUGAAGCUGCUUUUCUAGCCUACUGGCAAGUGGGUCACUGUUGUUUUCCAGGAGAGGGAAGAGUGAGGCGGUGGAGAAGUCAGCAUGGUGCAAACACAUUGGUGGAGCCAAUGCUGACCUCCCCACCAUCUCUCCCUCCUAGUGAGCAACAGCAACAGUGACCCACCUGCUGGGAAGUUAGCAAGAGUGGCUGUGCAGCGAGCUACUUCCACUUGUUCCUUAUUUUAAGAACAGUGCUGUGGGCAGUGCUACGCCUGCUGUUGCUGGGAGUGUGUACAGACGGGAGAUUGCUUGCAGUCCAGGGAGGAAGACAAAAGGAGGAGGAAGAGGGCAAUAGGUUUAAAUUGUUGAUGUUUAUGCUUUUCAGAGGCAGGGACAGUCAUCAUCUCUUGGAAGUGCCCCAUUUGACAUGCUGUAUCCAUCUUUGGGUGCAUUUCAUCCCAUCUCAGCCAUUCUCCAUUCUAGUUCAGUGCCGCUCUCUGUGUUGUAAAUGUUCUUAAUGUUGCCCAUUGGUGGCAGCAACAGUGGCUGCCGCCUUCUGUCUUUGUUUCUUGGGGACUGUGCUGAAGAAGUGCUGCAUUUUUUAUGAUAACUCUCUUUCUGCUGAUGCUAAGAUGUUGCUCUAUUGGGGAUCGGGGUCCCUCUGGAAAACAAUGUGGCAACUUUCUAGAUUUUUAUUUUAUUUUAAAUCUGCCUAGAUAUCUAGAUAUAUUUUUUAUUUUACUUGACUGUAGAAAGAUGCAUUGCUGCUUAAGGACACUCUGUAAUUUGGGAAAUGGGCCAAAGUGUCAAUCACCCACUAUUUUACUAAUCUAUCCAAUAAAAACUGUUUUGCCAGCAAA